UAAAGACCUAGGCUACUUCUGAGACCUUGACUUGAUGAAGCGCGCUUCAGAGCGCCAAAUAUUAUCUUGAGUUUUUGUAGUAUAUUUCCGACAGGUGCAAAUCCGCAAGGUUAAAGUGGCAUUCAGCAUUAUUGGCCAUCCAGGGGGAUUGUAAGGUCUUCUCUCAGCAUUAUUUCUGAUAUAGGCCGUCGCAGGGCGGUGCAGAGGCUAAAGACUGAGGUGUCAGGAGCGGAGGAAGGACCAUGCUGUCUCUGAGCUGUGCGGACCCCUGGCCUGAGGGCUCGGUGGUGCUGGAAGAGGAAGUGGUGACUGCCGCGGCCCAGUCCGAGGAGCUGGAUCUGGACGGGAACUCGGUCAAUCUGGACGACAGCCUGACCAGCCUGCAGUGGCUGCAGGAGUUCUCCAUCCUCAAUGCCAGUGUGCCGCAGCAGACCCCACUAUCCACCCAUCACCAGCCUUGCUUCUUCGGCCAUCAGCGGUUGGGCUCCGAGGCCCCUGCAUCCCCCCUGGCGGGGGACCCUGCGUCCAUGGGGAUGCCCCUAACCCCGGGAAAACCCACGGCGGCGGCCUACACGAGGAUGCAGUCCCUGCCAGCCCUCCCCGGCCUGGUGGCCCACGGUCACUGCCCCGAUGAGGUGGACUACAAGACGAAUGCCCACAUCAAGCCGCCGUACUCGUACGCCACUCUCAUCUGCAUGGCCAUGCAGGCCAGCAAGAAGACUAAGAUCACCCUGUCCUGCAUCUACAAAUGGAUCACUGACAACUUCUGCUACUUCCGCCAUGCAGACCCCACCUGGCAGAACUCCAUCCGGCACAAUCUGUCCCUGAAUAAGUGUUUCAUCAAGGUGCCUCGGCAGAAGGACGAGCCGGGAAAGGGGGGCUUCUGGAAGAUAGAUCCCCAGUAUGCCGAGCGCCUCCUCAACGGGGCCUAUAAGAAGAGGCGGAUGCCCCCUGUUCAGAUCAACCCUGCCCUGCAGAACAGGCUGAAGGCCGGCCCCCAGCCCCUCCCCAGGAGCUUCUGGAACAGUACUGGAGGACAGAGCGGCCUGUGCAUCAACCCGGAGGCACAGCAGCUCCUCAUGGAGUUCGAAGAGGCCACUGGGGCUGACCAGAACUGGGAUCCCCAUCUUGCCGAGGGCACCAUGCUUGGGGCUUGGCCUGCGGGAAAGGGAGGCCCUGGACACAAGAGGAAACUGGGUCCCAGGACUGCCAUGGCCAAAGUCCCCCGGCGCUCUAGCUCCCCUUUGCUUUCUGUGGAAGAGCAGAGGGAACUGGGCUCCCUGAAGGGAAACUUUGACUGGGACGCCCUCCUGGAUUCUGCUCUGAGCGGGGAGCUGAGUCUUGAUGGAGGGGGUCCGCUGAGCCCCAUCCCCCAGGAGGAGGACCUGAUGGUGCGGGGAACCCACAUUUGCCCCCUGGAGGCCCCCAGAGGGACAGCAGACAGCAACCAUGUUCUGGCGGAAACCCAGAGGAGCAGGGAAACAGACUUCGACGAGGAAACGUUCCUGGCCACAGCGUUUCUGCAGAGCCCCUGGCCUGAGGAAGAGGAUCAGGGAUCUACUAACUUCUUGUGCAGCUCCACAGUCAACCUGGAGCAGCUCUUUGAUCUGGGAGACUCCCUUGGAGGAGAUCUCAGCAGCAAGAUAGAGUGUCUUCUUUGAACACACAUCUUUGACCUCCAAGACAAUUUGACUAUAUUAUGAUUCCUUUUUAAAUAAAAAGGCACCACAUGAGCUCAAGUGACCUUUUUACACAAUAACCAACAUUCUGCAUUAACGCAAUUUAUAGGUUUUGAGAUUGUUUAUUGACAAAAGUUUAAGAAGACUUCCUUAAUGCCUCCAGAGCAAAUAUUCCACAAUGAACAAAUUGUUACUGGACAGUAAACAACAUCAACGCUAUUGUUGGGAUCAUGACAUUGGAUAACAGACAUUAUCUAAAAAAAAAAUUGAGGACAUGAAAACCCAAUAUAUCUUUGUUUACAGUCUGAAUGCAUGUGUAGUAUGGAUUGCAGGUUGACAUGGAUAGAGGAAUUGCAAUCCACGGGCGAGCAGCAGAAUCAACAUUAGAAUCAACAUUUUAGCAACAAACAUUUAUUAUGCACUAGAAUAAAUCAACAAAGACUUUACAGUUAGAUCAACAUAGACUACAGCUGAUGUGCUCUUUGUAAGUUUUGGACAGUUUGAGAUGCAAGGCCAAUAGCAGCUAAUAAUGAGAUUAGGUUUUGUACAUUAUGCAACGUUUUAGCUGCUUAAGAGUAGGUGGUUUGGCAUGCUGAAUAUUUUAUAAAGAGUCAUUAAAGGUUUAAAUGACCACCUCCCAGGGAAUUUUCCUCCUAUUUGUUGUAAAGAUCUUAUUAAUGUUUAGGAGAUAAAAUGAUCACAUUGCUAAUGAAUUAUAACUUUUGAAAGUCAUGGAACAUAGUGUAGUUAUCAGACUUCAGGAAUCUCUGUCCUGAGCUGAAUGUUCUACUGAGCAAAUGAAUAAUGGAACUUGAAAGGUGAAGGCAAAAAGGUACUAUGAUCAUCAAUGAGGAGAUGUUUGCCAAAUUAAUACUGGUUAGAAGAGUUUUAGGACAGAAAAGUUGUUUGUGUGGGGCUUUCUAUAAAGACUUUGGAAAUGUCUUCUUCAAAUAAUGGCGAUUUUGUUGACAGUUGUUGACAGAGUUUUAUAUUGGAGAAUUUUAAACCGAUUCUUUUGACAGUUUAGGAUUUUCGUAUCAUCAGCAGUACGUGUAAAUUACAUCCAGUAAUUAUUAAUUCAACCUACUUUCCAAGAUAUGGACACAACUGAAACUCUGGCCUUGAUCAUGUGAGAUAUUUAGUGAGAUAUUGAGUCAGUAAGUUAACUGGUCAUGGAGCAUUAGAGGACAGAGCUAGAUGUCGUAAAGUUCAUUCCAAUGCAGAAUCCCUCAAGGCAAGCCUCUCUUUUAAAGAACUGCCUUAAAUACCCACUUUGCAAAGGCCACAGUGGCUUGUAAAUGAAUACCUGACCUUCAGGUUGGAUGUGCCAAGAACAACACUUUGGAUCAGACAGAAUGGCAGUGUUAGAAGCCUUGUUUUUACCAUGGAAAGCAGAUGGAAGCUUAUUGGCCAAGAAUGGAAAUAAUGCAGAUGUGAUUAUCUAGUAGAUAUGCAGAAAUGACAUGGACAAAUAUUCAGAUAAGAUACUUGCUUUUUUAUUUGAAGUAGCUUUUUCAUUCCAAUACUUUGUCUUUCCUUUGGUCUCACUAAACCAAAUCACUGUUUCAAAAAAUGAGCAACUUUUAGGACAUCAUUGUAUUUAAAUGUGCUAAUAGUUGUAAUCUUGCAGAAUAACCACCCCUGGUUUAUGCGUUUUGUAAUUCCACCAUGAAGUGUGAAAGUGCAAUCAAUGUACAGUUAACUGGUCUAUUUUGCAUUACAUUGAAGGGUAGUAAUGCAGUUUACUUAGUUAGAGCCAGUAUAUAUUUUAUUGUGUUUUACAUAACAGUUAUAUUCUGAUGAAAGAGAGGUACUCCUGUAUGUUUUCAGUUCUUAGCUCUUCCAAAUUGUCCAUACUGGGACCUUACCUCAAGAUUUGUUUUCUAAUGGUGAUGUCCUCUAUAGAGAUAUGCAUUUGUACUUCCCUCUGUUAUUUUUCUGUUUUUCACUGACAAUAAAACACCUUUG
Esox lucius (northern pike) is the source of this 3647-nucleotide messenger RNA. RefSeq names its product forkhead box J1a (gene foxj1a). The record is from RefSeq and is a predicted model, not a curated record. The coding region runs from base 243 to 1661 and encodes 472 amino acids. Gene Ontology annotation, molecular function: sequence-specific DNA binding; DNA-binding transcription factor activity. The transcript has 3 exons. Gene Ontology annotation, biological process: regulation of DNA-templated transcription. NCBI's taxonomy places the organism in Eukaryota, Metazoa, Chordata, Actinopteri, Esociformes, Esocidae.